GCCUAUGCUUUACCUAACUACAUCGAAUCUGAGCUGUUGUUAGCCCAAAUGCGUGCAGCUUUGAUCGAUACACGCACGCUAACUCCCGCCGAGUCCACAUGCGCUACGAAAUAUAAAAAUAGCACACGACAAAUCAACAAUUGGAUGACCAGUCAAACGAACGCCUGUUUCGAGAAUGCGAAUCACACUCUGGACGAUAACAACACAACUGUCGUCAAUCAAAAUGUUGCUCCCAUACGCGAGCGUUUAGAAGAAGUGCAGCAGCAAUUGGCAAACUGCACGGCUAUAACUGAUGUGUUGCAAUUCCUCAAUUGCACCACGGCAUCUUUCGAUAACAACAUUCAUCUUCUGGAUAAGGCCAACACUCAGGCAAGCCAAGUGGAAGCGCAAAUAGCAGCCGAAGAGUCGUUAGGAGCUGUUAAGCGCCAUGCCUGCGUCAGCGCAAUCAUUGGUAACGGCAAGACUAAUCUCACUACGGCGGCUAAUGACUACCAGACAUGCUUGAGUCAAAUUGCAAAUCAAAGUGAAUCGCACAUGGUGCUCUACUAAGAAGGCCAGCAAAUGAUUACGAUUU
Messenger RNA from Rhagoletis zephyria (snowberry fruit fly), 574 nucleotides. RefSeq lists its product as uncharacterized. The record is from RefSeq and is a predicted model, not a curated record. NCBI's taxonomy places the organism in Eukaryota, Metazoa, Arthropoda, Insecta, Diptera, Tephritidae.